AUGCCUGGGUCGUGGGGUCACAGUCUGCCAUCGCCUGGGAAGCUGGCGAUUGCUCUGCUUACCGUACUCGUCAGCAAUCCGGUGCCAGUUGCCCUGGGACUGAAGACGACCGGAGGAUCACCAUGCGCCAGUGUCUGCAAUAAAGUAUCCACCAACACGACCGCUUCGGAGGUUGUCUGUCUGGACAAUCACUAUGACGAUACCAAGGGGAAGACCUUUGAAGACUGCAUCAGCUGUCAGUUGAAGAGUACCUAUGUAGAUCGGUCGAGUGGCGAGACGGAUGUAAACUGGGGUCUCUAUAACCUGCGCUAUGCGUUUACAAGUUGUGUUUUCGGAUACCCGGAGUCGGCGGCGAAUAUCUCCACCCCGUGCACUGUUGGCUGUGCCAGCAUUCAAAGUGCCGUAGAAGUCGAUAUUGUCGACCCCGGUGCGAACAACUUUAAUGACUGGUGCUCGGCAACUGGCUUUGCCGAUAAUGUCAUUAAUGAUUGCGAGUUCUGCUACAACCUGACCUACCAGCAGGUGAAUCCGCAAGUGUAUAUGGCGAACUUCCUCGAAUCCAUCCGGUAUAAUUGUCACUACAGAGCCACAGUCGGCCUUGCCUUUGACAUCGCUCCAUCCCGAAUCUUCACAGAAACCCUCCUCCCGUCGAGCAUGUCCCUCUCCACCUCGACUUCAUCCAGCGGCUCGGGCAUAAAUCUGGGCCUUGUAAUCGCCCUGCCCAUCGUGGGCUUCAUCAUCAUCCUCUGCAGUCUGGGCGUCUGCUGCUUCUGCUUCAUCCGCUGGCGACGCAAGAGCGUCGGUCGGGGUCGGUACCAAGAUCAUCUGUAUGCCCGCUGGCACGAUACCUCCAUCAGCACGCCCCAGCAGGUCCAGGGUGGCUGGGGCUCCCCGCAACAGAUGCACGCCGCUGGAUACGGCACGUAUGACCCCGGGUAUGGCCCCGGUUUUGGCUUUACCGACAACGAUGGUCAGAGCCAUGCGGUUGGGUAUGGACAUGAUUAUUCAAAGACUCAGUAUUCGUAUGAGCUCACCGAGACGUCGCCGUCCAAUUACCAUGCCACGCCGCAGAUGGGCGGGCUUGGCUUUGAGUUGGAUCGCAAAGAUCCGUACUCGGAUCAGAUCACGCAGUCACCGCCGCCACCGGCACCGUAUGUCUCCCCGCAUAUGGGAUAUGGUGGCUUUGAACCGGAUAAGAAGCACCCUCUGUGA
Penicillium cataractarum is the source of this 1212-nucleotide messenger RNA. RefSeq lists its product as uncharacterized. The transcript is spliced from 3 exons. The coding region runs from base 1 to 1212 and encodes 403 amino acids. The record is from RefSeq and is a predicted model, not a curated record. Lineage: Eukaryota; Fungi; Ascomycota; Eurotiomycetes; Eurotiales; Aspergillaceae.